Polypterus senegalus (gray bichir) is the source of this 4294-nucleotide messenger RNA. RefSeq names its product ataxin 7-like 1 (gene atxn7l1). The transcript has 11 exons. The coding region runs from base 692 to 3046 and encodes 784 amino acids. Lineage: Eukaryota; Metazoa; Chordata; Cladistia; Polypteriformes; Polypteridae. The record is from RefSeq and is a predicted model, not a curated record.
GAUACAUAUUUAUUUAUCAAUUUAUUGAUUGGUUGUAUUAUAUGUCAUGUGAGUCUGUAUCCUAGUUUGUUAUGCUUCUGUCGCUGUAUGCAUCUAAAUUUACCCUUGGGAUUAAUAAAGUUUACCAAAUCUAAUCCAAAGAACUAUUCAUUAUAGAAUAAUACAGCAAAAUGUCAAGCGGGGCCUUUCAACAGGCAGCUGGGCACUGAUGUACACGGGAUCUGAAAUGGUCAGUGCCACAAUGCAUAGUACCCGCAGACUUAGAAUGAUGCCCACCUUCACACAAGCACCCCAUAUUUAUUUCAACUAAAUAAAAACGUUGGUGGCUGGAAAACAUUUAACCGAUUGCUUUUACAGCAUCUUGGACAUCAGCUAUUGCCUAGCCUGUGUCUGUACAGUAUUUGAAAAAAAAAUAAAUACAGGAGUAAUAAACGGAAAUGGAAGAGACGUAAACGGUUGUGUAGGCGUUUUCCUCUUAAGUUUGCUCUGUGAACAGUUUUUCGAAGAAAUUCAGUCAUAAAGGGAAGCUAUUGCGGCAACGGUGCGUUUUCAAACGCGCGGCCAACCUUCUUAGCGACUCGGAAGUGCUCGGGGUAGCUACCGGAGUUUCCCGAACGUGACGUCACGACUCCGCAAGUCCCGUGUCGCUGACUGGCGAAGGAAAGGGGAAAAGCAACAAGAAGGAAGAGCAAUGGCGACACUGGAUCGCAAACUGCCCAGUCCGGAUGCGUUUCUGUGCAAACCCUGGUCCACCUUUAUCGACGCAGCUAAAUUACACUGCUCGGACAAUGUAGAUUUAGAAGAGACUGGCAAAGAGCUUGGAAAAUGCAGGGAGGUGAUGAGACUUAAUAGAGAAGAUAUGCACUUAUUUGGCCAUUGUCCAGCACAUGAUGAUUUUUAUCUCGUUUUAUGCAAUUUCUGCAAUCAAGUAGUAAAACCCCAGGUGUUCCAGUCACAUUGUGAAAGAAGACACAGCUCUUUGUGUAAACCUUCCCCCACACCAGCUUCACCGUCUUGUAAUUCUAGAACAUCACUAGCCCAAAUGAAACCCAAAACCUAUAUCAGACAUAGCACAGUCAACAGCAGCUACAAGCCAUUCAGAACACCCAAAGACAAUCUACAUACCUCCAUUAAUAAACAGCAGCCCACGGGGUUGAAUUCGAAACCAGUCAGAGAUAAAUCAUGUGUGCCUAUACCUGUAGUCAGCCUCGAGAAGAUUUCUAACUUGGCAAAGGCUGAAAGUGAUAGUGUUAAAAUGAUUUCUACUGCACUUGUGUCCUCCACCUCUUCAUCUACCACAUCUAAUGCAGCUUUGGCUAAAUCUUCUUCGGCAUCAACAGCAGCAAAGCAAGUGUCCCUAUCACCAGAGAAGAUUGUGAACGGCAAAGGAGUCACAUCCCCCUCAUUAUUAGACAAAAAACAACAGAAUGGAACCAAAAGCUGCAAUAAGUCUUACAGACGACUUUCUGAAAGAGAAUUUGAUCCAAACAAACACUGUGGAGUGUUGGAUCCUGAAACAAAGAAACCAUGCACAAGGUCACUUACAUGCAAGACUCAUUCACUGACUUACCGGCGAGCAGUUCCUGGUCGAAAGAAACAGUUUGACAUACUCUUGGCAGAACACAAAGCACGAACAAAGGAAAAAGAGCCUGUGAAAUGUAAAGAACAUCAAGGAACAAGGGAAUUAAAUCACAAUCAAUCCAUACAUUCUCAAGAACCUAUAACUGGGCUCGCAGUGAACUAUGUCCCAGAGAAUAAAUCAACUUCUCCAGCAAAAUCCAAGCUGUCCAAUGCUAAUCACUGUCGAACUUCACUUACUGGAAGUUUCAGCAUUAUCAAGUGUUCUGCUUCUAGUGGGAUGGUUCAAGACUUGAUCUUGUCAACUGUUGAAGGAGAUGUAGAAAAUCAGUUGUCAAGUGAUGAAGGAGAUUUGGAUAGUACUGAAGAUGCAGACAAAACAGACUGUCAUUUCUCAGGAUGUCAUCCACGGCCCUUGGCAAUAUGCAGUUUUGGUAGUCGCCUCUUGGGACGAGGUUAUUAUGUGUUUGAUAGGCGGUGGGAUCAUUUGCGAUUAGCCCUUAAUUCCAUGAUAGAAAAACAUCUAAAUUCACAAAUGUGGAAGAAGAUACCCCCAGCAGCAGACAGUCCUAUAACAUCACCUGCUUUGCAUAUAACAGCAACCUAUCCUGCUCUUCAAACUUUUAGCAGUCCAAAUGCAGUUUAUCUAUCUUCCUCAGUUGUCAAUUCAAGUAUCACAUCUUCAUAUGUCAUGACAACCCCAAUCCUAUCAUCAUCAUCAUCAUCCUUUGUAAAUACCUCGGGAACCAAUUCUAUACUGUCUUACAGCACAGCUUUUUCCCAAGGAACUGCAUCAUUUAGUAUUGUGAAGCCGACAGCUCAUACUGGAGCUUCCCCAUCAUAUGGUAAGCAAUCUCGAACAAAGACCAGCAAAACAUCAAAGGUCAAAGACACUUCUUGUGAAACAGUUAGCAGCUCUUUAGGAAACAAAAAGAAGAAACCACAAGCUUGUGUUUCAUCACCAUUGUGCACAUCUUCAAUGUUACCAUAUUCCAGGUCACACAAGAAAAAUUGUGUUUUAAAUCCUCGUUCUCUGAUCAACACUUCUCAGACCAAUUCUUCCUUCCAUGGUGUGUCUGUGCAUGAAAGCAAGAAUGGGACAACCUCACUUAGUGCCAAAUCUGAGCCCUCAGGAUGGACAGCAUUGUCUGGCAAUUUAAUUGAUUCUUCAAAACAUAUAAGCACAGUGGUAAACAGUAUUGACUCGACACUUUCUGUAGCUUCCCAGACAUGUCACUCUGGGGAGUAUGCCCUUACUGCACAUAAAGCAUUACCUUCAGGCCCAAUUCCUUUUGACAAAUCAGAUGGGAAAAAGCGAAAAAACUCCAGCCCAAACUACAAGUCUAGUAAAAUAACCAAAAUGCCCGGUAUGAACAAUGUUCAUAGAAAGAACACUGCAAACCAUUUGUCUGUGGUGACUGAAUCUCCAAACAGUUCUCUCCUCAUGCAGCCUAAGGUACAUUACUGAAGUCGAGGAAGUGAAUGUUUCCGAUUCACACUGAAGAUAAGGAACUGCUUGGACUGAGCGCAGGUCAUCACUUUCAUUACUGUAAUGGUGUAAAGCCCUGCAUACUGAAAAAGAGAAAAACAAGCAACAUCAGAUGAUCCUCUCUUGUCUACCUGCUGCCAAUCAUUGUUGCACAAUUUUGUAUGACUGCUCCUGCUGUCUCUCAUUUUAUUUCAUGCAUUUUUCAUAAGGAAAUCAUUUUAUUUUCUGUUAAGAGGGAACAGCCUACAACUGAGUACAACAUUCUGCUGCACCAUUUCAUUUAUGGAUAUUAAUGAAUGAGAGCAGAAUUGGAUAGUGUCAUUUACCGCUAUGAUUGUUUCAUGGCUAAAUUAUUUGAUUUGAAGGAUAUCUUUUUCUCCAAAAGACCUUGUGAUUUCCUCAAGUGUGCUGCAGCUUUCUGCUUUAGUUGAAUGUGUAUACUCUGAAGUUCAGGACCACCGGCAGAUCGUUAUUACCUGAUUUGAUGGAAACUAGCGUGUAAAGUGAUUCUUCAUUUCUACAGUGUUAAAAGUGCACUUAUUUGCAGCUUUCCUUAAAACUUUUCUUAUUAAUUGUGAAAAAGAGACUUGUUUAAUGAAAGACUUUUUAAGGCUAAUGGCCGACUUUACAAUCUGUGACAUAAAUGUUACAAUAAAUAUAAAUACAGGCUUAUCAUCUUAAAUUCCUAAUGUAAAUUUUUAUAUUAUAGAGUAAUUUAUAUUUACUUGAUUGUUGUGCUAACUGACCAGGAUAUUUACAUAUAAACCUGAUUUUUAAAGUUCUAUUUUGAGGUUGGGAGUGGGUUUUUCCCCCUUUUUAUUGUACAGUUCUUCAGGUCUGUAAAUAAUUAUGUACAUAUCUGUUAUUUUUGCACAGUUUUAUUUUUGCUGAUGUGAAAAAUUUUAGAUGUUUGUAAGAUUUUUUUUUAAUUUUAUAUUUAUUUUUUGUUUUGUUGAAGGUGCAGUGAGGUCUGUCCCCAAAAUCAACACAAAAAGCUUAAUUAUAAACUGCAUUUAAAUAAUGAAUGAAAUAUGUGCAUUGUCAAUUCAUUUGUUUUGCAAAAACAGGUUAUCCAGGAUAUACUGCUGUCUGGUGCUGUGUCUGCCAGCAUAGGAUUUAUUAUGUAAGUAGCCUUAUUUAUGGUUAUUUUCAUACAAACUAAUAAUACAUUCAGUCCUAGUAUUCUUUGUGCACGUAAAUGGACACAGCACUUUACUAUUUUUUUUU